ACUAAACACUGACUGCACACACUUCAAGAUUUAAACAUGCAAACACAAACACAAUGAUCUGUGUUCAGAACAAACACUUCCAUUGAUGGAAGGAUGGUCUCGUACAGUCUCGUACAGUCUCGUACAGUCUUUGCAGUGGUCUCGUACAGUCUUUGCAGUGGUCUCGUACAGUCUCGUACAGUCUUUGCAGUGGUCUCGUACAGUCUUUGCAGUGGUCUCGUACAGUCUUUGCAGUGGUCUCGUACAGUCUCGUCCAGUCUCGUACAGUCUUUGCAGUGGUCUCGUACAGUCUUUGCAGUGGUCUCGUACAGUCUCGUACAGUCUCGUACAGUCUUUGCAGUGGUCUCGUACAGUCUCGUACAGUCUUGUGAGUGCUUCGUCUUCAGUCACUUUGAUGAGUCAUUACUGUGACAUUAAGUUUUAUUGUGGUCAGAUAAACGGAUCAUAAAUCAUGCAGCAGUUCAGUUUGUGUGUGUUUGUUCAGAGAUGAAGAACAUCAGAAGUUUUGUCUGCAUGAGUGAUGAAGACCACGACACCACAACAGAGACUGUAAAACUUUGUUUUUGCUGCGUCAUGUUUAGCCAGCGGUGGAGCAGUUAUCAGCCGGUCCACAGAUAACUGAUGCUGAUCCACCUGAGCUCUGGCUCCAGGUGAAGGUCUCGUCCACAUCAGCAGAUCCCUAUCAGAGAUCCACAGUUACACAUUAAUCUGGGACGGAGCUGCAGGUGAGCAGACAGGUGCUGAGCCUCAGUCUGUGUUGAAGAUGAAGAUGAGGUUGGAGCUCUUCCUGGUUGUCUCAGCGCUGAUCUGCGCCACCGGCAAGCCGCUGAGCAAGGCGACGGCGAGGAACAAGCUGCUGCUCAUCUCCUUCGACGGCUUCAGGUGGGACUACGACCAGGACGUGGACACGCCGAACCUGGAUCAGCUGGUGAAGGACGGCGUCAAGGCCAAAUAUGUCACCCCGCCAAUGCUGACCAUGACCUCCCCGUCCCACUUCACCACCAUCACCGGCAGGUGGGUGGAGGAUCACGAAGUCGUUCACAACAUGAUGUUUAACAGCACGACCAACCUCAAGGUUCCUCACAAACAGACGCUGAGCCGAUCAGAGUGGUGGAACAACGGAGUCCUGCCGUUAUGGAUCACCGCCCAGAACCAGGGUUUGAAAACGGCGUCCUUCUACUACCCGGGAGGCGGAGCCAACUACAGCGGUCAGGCGGUCAACCGGGCACUUUUGGAGAAGUUUGACCAUGUGGACGACAACGAGACAGAGUGGAGAGAGAACAUCGACAAGGUGAUGAGCUGGUUCUCUGAUGAGGACUUCCACCUGGUGACGCUGUACUACGGCGAGCCGGACAACGUGGGCCACGCCAAGGGGCCGGACCAUCCGGACAGGAAGAAGAUCAUCCAGCAGAUCGACCGCACCAUCGGCUACCUGAGGGGGGCCAUCAGUCGUCAUCACCUGAACGACAAACUGAACGUCAUCAUCACCUCUGACCACGGCAUGACCACCGUCAAGAAGAGACCGCUGGUGGAUGAGAUCAUCCUCAACAAAUACCUGAAUUUACUCAAGCUCGCCAGCUUCGAGAUCCUCGACUACGGCGGCUUCGGCAUCCUGACGCCGCGGCCGGGGAAGGAGCAGGAGGUUUAUGACGCUCUGUCCAACGCGCCCAAUCUGACGGUCUACAAGAAAAGCGAGCUUCCAGAGAGCUUCCGUCUCGCCAAGAGCGAGCGUCUGCCUCCCAUCGUCAUCGUCGCUGACCUGGGAUUCAACCUGAACUCUAGAUUCAUCGUCUACGUCAACAGAGGCGAUCACGGCUACCAUAACGGAGAGAUGGACAUGAAGACCAUCUUCAGGGCCUUCGGACCCGACUUCAAGAAGAACUUUGUGUCCGAGCCGUUCGACAGCGUGCACGUUUACCCUCUGAUGUGCAAACUGCUGCAGAUCGAGCCGGCGCCGCACAACGGAUCGCUGAGUGUGACGGAGGAGCUGCUGCACGGCACAGGUGGGUCGACAGCUCGCCUGUCUGCAGCUCUGCUGCUGUCCAUGCUGCUCUUCGUGUUCACGGCACCGUAACUGAUCCAGGACCAGCUCGACUGUGUUAACGUUAGGUUUCAUAUUUAUACGCAACAUUAACUUUGGCUUUCUUCUUCCUCUGGUUGAUUCUCCUGCUCCGUGCAGAGUUCUGAAACAAAUAAAAACUUCUUAAUAAAAAGAAAUAAAG
Molecule: messenger RNA, 2222 nt
Organism: Larimichthys crocea (large yellow croaker)
Lineage: Eukaryota; Metazoa; Chordata; Actinopteri; Sciaenidae
Product: ectonucleotide pyrophosphatase/phosphodiesterase family member 7
Exons: 5
Coding region: 764-2074 (436 amino acids)
Source: RefSeq, a predicted model, not a curated record